GGGGCAUCACGUGGCCCCUAGUUAGCAAACCAGGAAAAUUCCAUCUCUUGCACACUUAGCCUCACAUACCCGUCUGCUCACUCAGCCUGGCACACUUAGCGUCCCUCACCCACCUUCUCAAUUCAGCACACACUCUUGGCACAUUCUUUUCAACCUCAUCUUCUUUCACCUCUCACACGGCCAAAUAGCCAGUCUUUCCCUUACCGACCCAUUGGUCACCACAGACCUACCAUGUCCCUAGGGCCACUGAAAUUCCAGGCAGUGGGAGAGGAGGAUGAGGAGGGUGAGGAAGAGAGCUUAGAUUCUCUGAAGGCCCUGACUGCCAAGCUUCAACUGCAGACCCGACGGCCCUCAUACCUCGAGUGGACUGCCAGAGUCCAGAGCCGGGCCUGGUACAGAGCCCAAGCUAGACCUGAGCCAGUCGGACCUGGGGCCAUCUGUGGCUUUGACUCCAUGGAUUCUGCGCUUGAGUGGCUCAGACGGGAGCUGGAGAUGCGGGCUCAGGACCGGCAGCUGGCAGGGCAACUGCUGAGGCUGCGGGCCCGGCUGCACAGACUGAAAGUGGACCAAGUCUGUCACCUGCACCAGGAGCUUCUGGAUGAGGCUGAGCUGGAGAUGGAGUUAGAGUCUGGGACUGGCUUGCCUCUGGCCCCACCGCUGCGGCAUCUGGGACUCACGCGCAUGAACAUCAGUGCCAGACGCUUCACCCUCUGCUGACAGCACUUGUGUGUCUCUUGCAGUAUCUGGGGAGAAAGAAGGAAGGAAGAGGGACCCCGGAGGCUCUGGCUACCUGCUGGGGAAGGUGGGCACAUUUAGGUUUCCGAAAGCUGAAUUUAAAAAGCACAGGAUGGGGUGGGGGUGGGGGAACUUGGGCCCCAAAUGUCUUAAUAAAAAAAGCAUUGAAUCCCAUCAAGGUUUCUGUAGACUGUCACGGAGCCUAAAUGUUGUUGUAUGUUCAUCCUGUGUCACUGGGACUUUAGGGAUUGAUUCCACAACAGGAGAAAAGAUGGCACCAGAUGUCCCCAACA
This is a messenger RNA of Mus caroli (Ryukyu mouse), 1028 nucleotides long. NCBI's taxonomy places the organism in Eukaryota, Metazoa, Chordata, Mammalia, Rodentia, Muridae. The record is from RefSeq and is a predicted model, not a curated record.